Sapajus apella (tufted capuchin) is the source of this 12908-nucleotide messenger RNA. RefSeq names its product microtubule associated serine/threonine kinase family member 4 (gene MAST4). The coding region runs from base 3530 to 11077 and encodes 2515 amino acids. Lineage: Eukaryota; Metazoa; Chordata; Mammalia; Primates; Cebidae. The record is from RefSeq and is a predicted model, not a curated record. The transcript is spliced from 31 exons. Gene Ontology annotation, molecular function: ATP binding; protein binding; protein serine/threonine kinase activity. Gene Ontology annotation, biological process: peptidyl-serine phosphorylation; intracellular signal transduction.
GUCCCCACUUACAGUCCAUGGAAAAAUUAUCUUCCAUGAAACUGGUCCCUGGUGCCAAAAAGGUUAGGGACUGUUGAAAUAGACCAUUUGGCAAAGGGGUGGAGACUGAUUUAAGGGGACCACGCAAUAUAGUGGAGAAGGGUUUGGAGACUGUUCCAGUGGUUCUGGUGAGAGAUACUUACCUUAGUUAGGAAAUGGUAUACACAGGGAGUGGGGCAUAGUGGCCAGGAUAGAUUUAGGAAGUAAAGUCAGCAGAACUUAGUGGUUGCUUGUAAGGGAUGAAGAUGAAGAAGAGUCAAGUAUAUUUUUAACUUACAAUAAGAAAUACACUUAUAUCACAACCUGGUACACAUGCUACCAACACACAUAACUAACUGAUCAUAGAAUACGUUGCUGAAACAAGAAUGUUUUAUCUUUCUGUGGCAUACUCUGAUAUUUUCUCUUCCAUUCUAUUUCAAUUUCUGUAAAAUGCUAGCAUUGACUCACUGCAUUGUUUCCACUAAUGGGUCAAGACCCACGGUCCGAAAGUCACCCACACAGGCAUCUCUCAGGUUAUCCUGCAAUGGACAGGAUAUUUCUUCCUCCUUGGGUUUCUUUGUGGUCCAGUGUAUCCAGAUGCCUUUCACUCAGUGGUGGGGAGAGAGGAGGAGGGCAGUAAGAAGUACUGUUUUUAAGGUUAGUGCACUAUAGAAACAUUUGAGGCAAAGUUGUGCUGACCACUUAGUAAGCCAACUGAUGGCCACGUCAUGGAACAGUUAAAGAGCUGCCCACAAGAAUAUGUCAUGGUGCCUCUGCCAAGAGGAUGGUUAGUUGUGCUGCAGAUGUCAUUUAUGUGGAUUUUUUUGGAGGGAGGGGAGAGGGCUAUCAUGUUUUUCUACUCCCUUUGCUGCCAGAGUACCUGUUCUCAUUAGAAAACAGAGUUGGUAGAGUUUUGGGUGCUGGAAGGGCCUCAGAGGUCAUGAGUCCACAGCUCCCUUAUCCAAAACUAGUGACUCCUUGGUGUUGCCUAUGGUCAUGGGUCACUGCCAACUCCUUGUGACUCAUUUGGAUCACUCUUUAUAAUGUUGCAGUGGGAAGCCCCCUGCAGCUGUGGUGUUUGCUUCUGGGACUCUGUGUUGCGUCCAUGUUGAAAACCAUUGUUGGUUUUCUCUGAUCAAAUAACUGAGGUUGUUAAGCUCUAAAACAGGCGAUAAUACUCAGUUUGAUUGUUUCAUGAGGAUUAAAUGAGAUGACAUGUAGAAAGUACAGUGUCUGAGGCACAGGAAACAUUUAAAAUAAAUGGCUACUGUUAUUUUCUUCCUGUAACUAAAAUAUUAUGGACAUUGGCCUACUUUGCUCAUUUUAAUUUGCACUAGGAAAGAUGUGGAGCCUUUCUCACUUUCAUAUAUAGAAUGAGCUAAAAUUAAAGUUCUUCUGUUGAUGUGUGCUGAAAUUUUUAACAGAGUAUAGAAAUUUCCAUGGUAAAUCAAAUGCAUUUGAAUUCAAGAAGAAGGAUACUAAAAUACAUCCAAGUUGAGAUGGUUCCAUAGGUAGCUUCUUAAGGGCCUCCGUUUUGAAUUUGCUUAGGGUGAACAAAGCAGUUCAGCAGUGCUGGCUUUAUGCACGUGAAUGACAUAUAAUUAUAUAUAAUAUUGAACAUUGUAAUUUAUUUUUGCUAUAGUCCUUUGCGUCAUAGGUCUGCAGUGCAUGUCAAAUGACUAAACUUAAAAAUUUAAACAGAUUUAUUUGAAUGAUGGAAAUGUCAUGACUAAGGGAUUCAUUUCUUUUGACUAGUGCAAGUUAGAGUUUAGCUCAUAUCUUAAGUAGAAGUCUAUGGAAAUAGGUAACAAAGGACACCUUCGUUGGAAGAAUUUUAUUGGGACCAGUUUUUAUGUUCUCUUUAAGUCAAAUGUGGAAAACAAGAUGAAGGAAUGUUAUUUUCCUUUGGAAGGACAUGGCAAAAAGCUCCUUAAGAGAAGUCGUGAUGGCUUUCUUUAUACCAGUGUGUGGUAAGUAUAAGUUUAUAAGGAAAUUAACACCAAAAGCCUGUCCCUUCUGUUUGCAUUCCAUGGGGAGGAUAGAGGCUUACACUGAGGGGAGAAGGGAGAAAAGAUUGUUGAAACUCUUUGAUUCAUGGGUUGAUUGGGUACCAUCAGCUUUUUGAUAGUUUUUCUUUGUUUUGUAAACACAAUACUGUAUUCUUAGGGAAGUUAAUUGAAGCAAAACCACAUAAUAUUUAGCUCUUAAAUUUGCAUUUUAGAAAAGGGAAAGAAGUAGAACCGCACUUACUUGACCCAUUUGAAAGAAAGGAUAAGGGUGUGUUUUAUUUCAGUGAGUGCAAUGAUUAUGCAAUUACGAAUAUUUAGGUAUGAAUUUUGUGCUGUGAUUUGAGUAAGAAUAGUACAGCUUUUAUUAAUGUUAGGCUUUGAAAGGGGAGAUCUGUUAAAUGAUGGAGCACAUUAGAAAUCAGGUAUUGGGGAUACAUGUGUUAAUAUGAACAUUUACAUUACAAGUGAAAUAUCUCAACAGGCUUUGUUAGAGAGAUGAUGCUGUUGAUUAGCUUUAUUCCUUGAAAUUCUAUACAUUUAAACAGCUUGGUACUUGUUUUGCAUCUGUUAAGCAGUGUGCCUACACAUUUGGUCUGACUACAGCAUUCUUGUUUCAUAAUGAAAUGUAUAUUAACUAUGCAGGCCCUUCAUAGAGCAGUGUUUUAAUCAUUCUCUAUUGAUUUAUACAUCACAUCAAUUGCUGCAUAUUGAGGGCCUCUUAUUCUAAGUCUGCUUUACUGGGAUUCUCUUUCUGUCUACCUGACUUGCAUAAUGUUCUGGGACCCUCUUAAUUUUUUCCCACUCUAUGGGCAGCCAUCGUGAUUAGGAAGGGACAAAAGGUUAGACAUAUUGUUGCUUUCUCUCAGCUUUCUGAGGGGCAUAGGAGAAAUAAUGGGCUUAGAGACAUAUUGUCAUUGUCCGUAACUGAUAAUAGGUAUCAGAACUUAUUUAAAAUUAAUAAAUGCUGAGUUUCGAGCUUUGGCAUGAGCCUGAAUGAUUUAUUGCAGGCCGCGGACAACAAGAGAAUGUUUUGCGUUUACCAAAGCGGUGGGGUAAUGACGAGAGGACUGUCAGGGAGCAGCCUAGUGAACAGUGGUUGUUCUUUGAACCCAGGAUUGUUGCUACAAGCUGGCCAAUAUGAACGGAAAUAUUUUAUUUUUUUUAAUUUUGUCUUAAUGUUAAUUUGAGAAAGAGGAAGUAUAGAUCUGGUUGAUGUGGAUGAAGGAUGCCUACAUGGGCUUGAAUAAAUAAAUCGAAUCCUCUGACCUCUGUCUGCAACUUAGAAUCUCAUUUGGAUUGAAAGACUAGAGCUAGAUUUUACACAUGAAGAAAACUCUGCUCACUUCAUUAUUAUUCAUGGUGAAAUCCCCAAAUCUCCUCCCUGAAGUGAUGUAUUCUUCCCAGCAAAUUAAAACAUCCUCUUUUUUUUUAGAGGCCAAAUGAUGAUGGUGUCAACUAUUGAUGAAGAUGAAUAGCUUGACCACAUAUUAUCCCCUCCACCCAUGCCGUUUCGGAAAUGCAGCAACCCAGAUGUGGCUUCUGGCCCUGGAAAAUCACUGAAGUAUAACAGACAGCUGAGUGAGGAUGGAAGACAGCUAAGGCGAGGGAGCCUGGGAGGAGCCCUGACUGGGAGGUACCUCCUUCCAAACCCGGUGGCGGGACAGGCCUGGCCGGCCUCUGCAGAGACGUCCAACCUCGUGCGCAUGCGCAGCCAGGCCCUGGGCCAGUCUGCGCCCUCGCUCACCGCCAGCCUGGAAGGGCAGCCUCCGAAGAGCCAUUUCAACUCAGCCCGGCAUCGCCAGAGACUAGUGGACCCAGCUGCUUCAAAAAAGGAGCUGAGUCUCCCCAGAAGAGGAAGUCUUUGCCGAACAAGUAACCGGAAAAGCUUGAUAGGCAAUGGGCAGUCACCAGCAUUGCCUCGACCACACUCACCUCUCUCUGCUCAUGCAGGAAAUAGCCCCCAAGAUAGUCCAAGAAAUUUCUCCCCCAGUGCCUCAGCCCAUUUUUCAUUUGCACGGAGAAAUGACAGGACUGAUGGACGCCGCUGGUCAUUGGCUUCUCUCCCUUCCUCUGGCUAUGGGACAAACACACCCAGCUCUACGGUCUCUUCAUCCUGUUCCUCCCAGGAGAAGCUGCAUCAGUUACCAUACCAACCAACGCCAGAUGAGUUACACUUCUUAUCGAAACAUUUCUGUACCACCGAAAGCAUUGCCACUGAGAACAGAUGCAGGAACACGCCGAUGCGCCCCCGUUCCCGAAGUCUGAGCCCUGGACGUUCUCCCGCCUGCUGUGACCAUGAAAUAAUUAUGAUGAACCAUGUCUACAAAGAAAGGUUCCCAAAGGCUACUGCUCAGAUGGAAGAACGUCUAAAGGAAAUUAUCACCAGCUACUCUCCUGACAAUGUUCUACCCCUAGCAGAUGGAGUGCUUAGUUUCACUCACCACCAGAUUAUUGAACUGGCUCGAGAUUGCUUGGAUAAAUCCCACCAGGGCCUCAUCACCUCACGAUACUUCCUUGAAUUACAGCACAAAUUAGAUAAGUUACUACAGGAGGCUCAUGAUCGUUCAGAAAGUGGAGAGUUGGCAUUUAUUAAACAACUAGUUCGAAAGAUCCUAAUUGUUAUUGCCCGCCCUGCUCGGUUAUUAGAAUGCCUGGAGUUUGAUCCAGAAGAAUUUUACUACCUAUUGGAAGCAGCAGAAGGCCAUGCCAAAGAAGGACAGGGUAUUAAAACUGACAUUCCCAGGUACAUCAUUAGCCAACUAGGACUCAAUAAGGAUCCCUUGGAAGAAAUGGCUCAGUUGGGAAACUACGAUAGUGGGACAGCAGAAACACCAGAAACAGAUGAAUCAGUGAGUAGCUCUAAUGCCUCCCUGAAACUUCGAAGAAAACCUCGGGAAAGUGAUUUUGAAACGAUUAAAUUGAUUAGCAAUGGAGCCUAUGGGGCAGUCUACUUUGUUCGGCAUAAAGAAUCCCGGCAGAGGUUUGCCAUGAAGAAGAUUAAUAAACAGAACCUCAUCCUUCGAAACCAGAUCCAGCAGGCCUUUGUGGAACGAGAUAUCCUGACUUUCGCAGAAAACCCCUUUGUUGUCAGCAUGUAUUGCUCCUUUGAAACAAGGCGCCACCUUUGCAUGGUCAUGGAGUAUGUGGAAGGGGGAGACUGUGCUACUUUAAUGAAAAACAUGGGUCCUCUCCCUGUUGAUAUGGCCAGAAUGUACUUUGCUGAGACAGUCUUGGCCUUGGAAUAUUUACAUAAUUAUGGAAUCGUACACAGGGAUUUGAAACCAGACAACUUGUUGGUUACCUCCAUGGGGCACAUAAAGCUGACAGAUUUUGGAUUAUCUAAGGUGGGACUAAUGAGCAUGACUACCAAUCUUUAUGAGGGUCAUAUUGAGAAGGAUGCUCGAGAGUUCCUGGAUAAACAGGUCUGUGGCACACCUGAAUACAUUGCACCAGAAGUGAUUCUGAGGCAGGGUUAUGGAAAGCCGGUGGACUGGUGGGCCAUGGGGAUUAUUCUCUAUGAAUUUCUGGUUGGAUGCGUGCCGUUCUUUGGGGAUACUCCAGAAGAGCUGUUUGGACAAGUCAUCAGUGAUGAGAUCAACUGGCCUGAGAAGGAUGAGGCACCCCCACCUGAUGCCCAGGAUCUGAUUACCUUACUCCUCAGGCAGAAUCCCCUGGAGAGGCUGGGAACAGGUGGUGCCUAUGAGGUGAAACAGCAUCGGUUCUUCCGUUCUUUAGACUGGAACAGUUUGCUGAGACAGAAGGCAGAAUUUAUUCCCCAACUGGAAUCUGAGGAUGACACAAGUUAUUUUGAUACUCGGUCUGAGAAGUAUCAUCAUAUGGAAACGGAGGAAGAAGAUGACACAAAUGAUGAAGACUUUAAUGUGGAAAUAAGGCAGUUCUCUUCAUGUUCACAUAGGUUUUCAAAAGUUUUCAGCAGUAUAGAUCGAAUCACUCAGAAUUCAGCAGAAGAGAAGGAAGACUCUGGGGACAAAACCAAAAGCACAACCUUGCCAUCCACAGAAACACUGAGCUGGAGUUCAGAAUAUUCUGAAAUGCAACAGCUAUCAACAUCCAACUCUUCAGAUACUGAAAGCAACAGACAUAAACUCAGUUCUGGCCUACUUCCCAAACUGGCUAUUUCAACAGAGGGAGAACAAGAUGAAGCUGCCUCCUGCCCUGGAGACCCCCAUGAGGAGCCAGGAAAGCCAGCCCUUCCUCCUGAAGAGUGUGCCCAGGAGGAGCCUGAGGUCACCACCCCAGCCAGCACCAUCAGCAGCUCUACCCUGUCCGUUGGCAGUUUUUCAGAGCACUUGGAUCAGAUAAAUGGACGAAGCGAGUGUGUGGACAGUACAGAUAAUUCUUCAAAGCCAUCCAGUGAACCCACUUCUCACAUGGCUCGGCAGCGAUUAGAAAGCACAGAAAAAAAGAAAAUCUCGGGGAAAGUCACAAAGUCCCUCUCUGCCAGUGCUCUGUCCCUCAUGAUCCCAGGAGAUAUGUUUGCUGUUUCCCCUCUGGGAAGUCCAAUGUCUCCCCAUUCCCUGUCCUCGGACCCUUCUUCUUCACGAGAUUCCUCUCCAAGCCGAGAUUCCUCAGCAGCUUCUGCCAGUCCACAUCAGCCGAUUGUGAUCCAUAGUUCAGGGAAGAACUACGGCUUUACCAUCCGAGCCAUCCGGGUGUAUGUGGGAGACAGUGACAUCUAUACAGUGCACCAUAUCGUUUGGAACGUAGAAGAAGGAAGUCCAGCAUGCCAGUUAGGACUGAAGGCUGGAGAUCUUAUCACACACAUCAAUGGAGAACCGGUGCAUGGACUUGUCCACACAGAAGUUAUAGAGCUCCUACUGAAGAGUGGGAAUAAGGUGUCAAUCACUACUACCCCAUUUGAAAACACAUCAAUCAAAACUGGACCAGCCAGGAGAAACAGCUAUAAGAGCCGGAUGGUUAGGCGGAGCAAGAAAUCCAAGAAGAAAGAAAGCCUCGAAAGGAGGAGAUCUCUUUUCAAAAAGCUAGCCAAGCAGCCUUCUCCUUUACUCCACACCAGCCGAAGUUUCUCCUGCUUGAACAGGUCCCUGUCGUCGGGUGAGAGCCUCCCAGGUUCCCCCACUCAUAGCUUGUCUCCCCGGUCUCCAACGCCAAGCUACCGCUCCACCCCCGACUUCCCAUCUGGUACUAAUUCCUCCCAGAGCAGCUCCCCGAGUUCUAGUGCCCCCAAUUCCCCAGCAGGGUCUGGGCAUAUCCGGCCUAGCACCCUCCACGGUCUGGCACCCAAACUCAGCGGGCAGCGGUACCGGUCUGGGAGGCGAAAGUCGGCCGGCAACAUCCCGCUGUCCCCACUGGCCCGGACGCCUUCUCCAACCCCGCAACCCACCUCCCCACAGCGGUCACCGUCCCCUCUUCUGGGACACUCACUGGGCAAUUCCAAGAUCGCCCAAGCCUUUCCCAGCAAGAUGCACUCCCCGCCCACCAUCGUCAGACACAUCGUGAGACCCAAGAGCGCAGAGCCCCCCAGGUCCCCACUGCUCAAGCGUGUGCAGUCCGAGGAGAAGCUGUCGCCCUCCUACAGCAGUGACAAGAAGCACCUGUGCUCCCGCAAGCACAGCCUGGAGGUGACCCAGGAGGAGGUGCAGCGGGAGCAGUCCCAGCGCGAGGCGCCACUGCAGAGCCUGGACGAGAACGUGUGCGAUGCGCCGCCGCUCAGCCGCGCCAGGCCAGUGGAGCAAGGCUGCCUGAAACGCCCAGUCUCCCGGAAGCUGGGCCGCCAGGAGUCGGUGGAUGACCUGGACCGCGACAAGCUGAAGGCCAAGGUGGUGGUGAAGAAGCCAGACGGCUUCCCAGAGAAACCGGAAUCCCACCAGAAAUCCCACGGACCUGGGAGUGAUUUGGAAAACCUGGCUCUGUUUAAGCUGGAAGAAAGAGAGAAGAAAAUCUAUCCGAAGGCUGUGGAAAGGUCAAGUCCUUUUGAAAACAAAGCGGCCCUGCAGGAAACGCCGCCGCUGGGCAGCCUGCUGAAGGACACUCUUCACAAGCAGGCCAGCGUGCGCACCAGCGAGGGUGCCACCUCUGAUGGCCCGGCUUCUGUGGAGCACGGCCAUGGUGGCGGGGACUUCAGACGGGCCCCUGCUCCUGGCACCCUCCAGGAUGGUCUCUGCCACUCCCUCGACAGGGGCGUCACUGGGAAGGGGGAAGGCACAGAGAAGGCCUCCCAGGCCAAGGAGCUUCUCCGAUGUGAGAAGUUAGACAGCAAGCUGGCCAACAUCGAUUACCUGCGAAAGAAAAUGUCACUGGAGGACAAAGAGGACAACCUGUGCCCUGUGCUGAAGCCCAAGAUGACAGCUAGUGCCCACGAAUGCCUGCCAGGGAACCAAGUCCGACCCAUGGGUGGGCCGCAGGAGCCCCCACCAGCCUCCGAGAGCCGAGCUUUUGUCAGCAGCACCCAUGCAGCUCAGAUGAGCACCGUCUCUUUUGUUCCCCUCAAGGCCUUAACCAGCCGGGUGGACAGUGGAGCGGAGAAACCUGGCCUGGUUGCUCCUGAGUCCCCUGUUAGGAAGAGCCCCUCCGAGUAUAAGCUGGAAGGGAGGACUGUCUCAUGCCUGAAGCCUAUUGAGGGCACUCUGGACAUUGCUCUCCUGUCCGGACCUCAGGCCUCCAAGACAGAACUGCCUUCCCCAGAGUCUGUACAGAGCCCCAGCCCAGGUGGUGACGUGGGGCCCUCUGUGCCACCAGCUCUCCCCAGCAGCAGUGGGAAAAAGAGUGACACUGCCAGUGCAAGAGAGCUUUCUCCUGCCAGUUUAAAGAUGAAUAAAUCCUACCUGCUUGAGCCUCGGUUCCUGCCCCCCAGCCGCGGUCUCCAGAAUUCACCAGCAGUUUCCCUGCCUGACCCAGAGUUAAAGAGGGACAGGAAAGGUCCCCAUCCUACUGCCAGGAGCCCUGCAACUGUCACGGAAAGCAAUCCCCAACAGAGAGAGGGAAGCUCCCCCAAGCACCAAGACCACACCACAGACCCCAAGCUUCUAACCGGCCUGGGGCAGAACCUGCACGCUGACCUGGCCAGGCGCCGUGGCCCGAUCCCACCAGAAGUUUCCCCCUCAAGGGAGAAGCCAGGCCUGAGGGAAUCGGCUGAAAGAGGCCCUUCCACAGCCGGAACCCAGCGGUCUGCCUCUAGGGCUGACAUAUGCAGAGAGCCCUGCAUGCAGCUGUGCUCUCCAGAAACUGCUAAAACCAGUGACAACUCCAAAAAUCUCCCCUCUGUGGGAAGGACCCACCCAGAUUUCUACACACAGACUCAGGCCAUGGAGAAAGCACGGGCGCCGGCUGGGAAAACGAACCACAAAGAUGGUCCAGAUGAGACAAGGCCCCUGUGCAGAGACGACUCCUCUCUACACUCGGCUGGAACUCCCUGUGAGAGGGAGCUGGGCAAGGUGAGGCGUGGUGUGGAACCCAAGCCUGAAGCCCCUCCUGCCAGGCGAUCUCUGCAGCCACCUGGAAUUGAGAGUGGGAAGAGUGAAAAACUCUCCAGUUUCCCAUCUGUGCAGAAAGAUGGUACCAAGGAACCUGAAAGGAAGGAGCAGCCUCUGCAAAGGCAUCCUAGCAGUAUCCCUCCACCCUCUCUGACCGCCAAAGACCUGCCCAGCUCUGCUGCCAGGCAGCUUUGCAGUUCCCCAAGCCACGCCUCUGGCAGAGGGCCAGGGGCCAAGCCCAGUGCCCCAGAGCCCAGCCCGAGCCCCCAGGACCCUCCCAAGCCCGUUGCUGCACACAAUGAAAACAGCAGCCACAAGCCCCGGCCUGGCCCUGACCCAGCUCCUCCAAAAUCUAAGCACCCUGACCGAUCCCUCUCCUCUCAGAAACCAAGUGUUUGGGCCACCAAGGGCCAGGAGCCUGCCACUCAGUCUGUCUGUGGCUCUAGCAGAGAGGGGAAGGGCCACAGUGGGAGUGGGCCGGAUGUGUUUCCCGCCACCCCAGGCUCCCAGAACAAAGCCAGCGGUGAGGUCGGGCAGGGAGAACGUGGGCCCUCUGUCCGUCUGCAUACUGACGGGGGUCCUCUAGACAGCAAGCCACAACCCGCCAGUGGUGGGCGGCCCCUGGAGGUGUCGGAGACGCCCGGGCAUUUGCCAAGGCCGGGACGCCCAGGGCCCAGUGAGCCAGCGGAGCAGAAACUGACCGCUGUCGGUGAAAAGCAAACCCUGUCUCCAAAGCACCCCAAACCAUCCACUGUGAAAGAUUGCCCCGCGCUGUGCAGACAGACGGACAAAAGCCCGAGUCAGCCGGCCGCCCCCACCGACAGGAGGGCGGAAGGGAAGAAAUGCACCGAAGCACUUUAUGCUCCAGCAGACGGCGACACGCUCGAGGCCAGCCUUGCCUUUGUGCACGGCGAGGCCCGGCUGAAAGGCGCAGAGCGGCCAGCCGCGGGGGUGGGGAAGGGUUUCCCGGAGGCCAGAGGGAAAGGGCCCGGUCCCCAGAAGCCCCCGGCGGAGGCAGACAAGCCCAGCAGCAUGAAACGGUCCCCCUCAGCCACCGGGCAGAGUUCUUUCCGAUCCACGGCCCCCGCGGAAAAGCCUCUGAGCUGCUCCUCCAGCUUCCCCGAAGCCAGGCCGGGAGCUCGGGAGGCCUCUGCAGCCUGCAGCGACACCUCUUCUGACACGGCCGCCGGGGGCGCGCCGGAGCCCCCAGCCCCCAGCAGCAGGAACCAUAGGAAGGCUCAGCCUGCAGGGGAGGCCCGAACCCACAUGACAAAGAGCGACUCCCUGCCCUGCUUCCGGGUCUCCACCCUGGCUCUGGAGUCACACCACCCCGACCCAAACACCACGGGCGGAGCCAGCCACCGGGACAGGGCUCUCUCGGUGACUGCCACCGCAGGGGAAACCAGAGGGAAGGACCCUGCCCCAGCCCAGCCUCCCACAACGAGGAAACAGAACGUGGGCAGAGACGUGACCAAGCCGUCCCCGGCCCCAAACACGGACCGCCUCAUCUCGUUUUCUAAUGAAAAGGACUUUGUGGUACGGCAGAGGCGGGGGAAAGAGAGUUUGCGUAGCAGCCCUCACAAAAAGGCCUUGUAACGGGGCGGGCCCCGGGGCAGGACUGUGGAGACCCGUCCUGAACAGGCGACUGUGUCUUGACUACCUUCGAAACCAGCACUGUGUGGGAAUGUCCGCCAGGCAGAGCUCAGAGCCUCAUUAAGAAAGGGGAGAGAAAGACAAAGAGGGGCCCUUCUUCCAGAUGCCUUCCCAGUUGUAACCGGUAAAACUGUUACCAGAUAGUGUUUGUACAAAAAACAAAAACAAAAAAAUUACCUUUACAGUCGAGGGUUGUUGAGGAGAAAGAUUCUCUCUGUAAAUAGAUAGCACCGUGUUUGGUUUGGGAUGUAGAGUCUAUACCUGGCUGCUGAUUGCGUCGUUUACUACAGCUUUUUUUUAAAUAAGAUUUUUGCUUUACCGUUUAUCAUAAUGUAGUAAUGAAGCAAAAUGGUCAAAAUUGGGUGUGUGUGAACAGAGAUACACCCAUAUUCGUGUAUAUACACAUCCACCUACAUGUUUUGGUCUGUGGUUUAAGAGAAUAUUUCAAGUUUCCAUUUUUAUAAGCUAAAACAUUUGAAGUAAAGAUGGAAGAAAGCCCUAAACACAGUAGAUUGUGAGUUUUUAUGUGUGUUUUAACCAGAGUUUCUGAUAGUACUGUAUCUGGCUACCAGAUUUCCAGAUCUAAAGCAAGAACUGCUCUACUGCAUUUGAAAUCCUCCUCCGUUAGGAAUGGCCAGGACAAGUGGAGCUAGCCAAUUUCCUUACACAGCCAUCCCAAUGGACACUUGAUCCCUGGUCCAACUAUCUAAAAGGCCAGUUGGUCUUACCUGUGGAUGUGUAUGUCUGGUCUUCACCUGAGGUAGAGUGGGGACUAUAAACACACAUCAACUUUCUUUUGAUUUUCUUUCUUUUCCUGCUUUUCACACUCUUAAACUCAGGCCUUUAUGCUGUGAGUGACUAGUCCAAGAAGCACACAUUUUGUAGUAGUCCUGCACCAGCCCUGCUCUUGAAUAAAAAGGAAAAUUACUGGCUGCACCCAAAUCUUCUAGUACUUAAGUCAAGAAAUGAGCACCAGGCAUUGGAAGAGGUUUUAAAUUUGCUUUUUUGAGGAAAAGAACUGGGAGUGGAUUUUGGCAUCGUAGCAUAUAUAUUAAUAAGGAAUAAUCAGGACAUCAGAUACAUUUUAAUACAUAGCUGGGGCCUUAUGUUGUAGACGAAGCUUGCUGUUUUUAGCAAGUUCCUGGGUUUCACAUUCAUUUCUGAUGCAUCUAGUAGCUCCGUACAUUUCAUAACCUGAUCUCUUUAUUUGUAAGCCAAAAAUACUGUCUUAAUAAAGAGCAGCAUUUUUGUAACAAAGAGACUCAUUGGAGCUAUUUGGUGCUUGAAUGUGACCAUCCUUUUUACUUUUGCUAAGCCUUAUUUAAAUUUUGUAUACCGUGGAAUAUGUAGAAUUUGUCAAAUCAUUUUAGUGCCGAAGGUUUUUGAUUUUUUCUUUCUGUUUUCGUUGUUGCAGUUUCUUUUUUUGGUGGUUUGUUUUGUGUUGUAAGAUGGCACUUGCUGAUAUAAGUACUAAGGCACUAAGAGAAAAUACAGAUAAGUAUUUAUAAGAUGCUUGGGAACCAUAGCAGAAUUUUUUGUUUUGUAAGAGAAAAAAAAUCACCAAUAAAUAACUAAUCUGGCACCCAGACUCUCUUGGGGAUGUCUUAGUAUCUUCAGGCUAUAAAAUUGUUCAUCUAAGCACAGCAUCAUCUUAUGGCCGUAUGGAUUGUAAAUCUUCUAGUAAAGCUGUAAACUCCACUCUGAAAACAAAGGCAUAACUUAACCGACUGCUCAGUUGUCCUUCAUUAUAUAAUGAGUUGGCAUUGGCAAAAUG